AUGCGCGCGGCGGUCGCGCGCGCGUUUGACGAGAUGCUGUCGCUGGCGGGCGCACUCACCGACGCGUGGACGGCUCUGCUUGGGCGCGCCAUCGAGACCCACCUCAGCCCUGCAGCCCUCUCGCUGCGCCUCGACCCGGCAGCCCUCGAGCGCGCGCUGACCGGGCUGCGCGGGCUCGCUGCGCACAGCGACAACCGCGCGCCUCUCUUGCGGCUCGGCGUGCUCAUGCCCCUCUGCCACCAGCUCAACUUUGCCAUCCACCCUGCCACCGGCGAGCCACUCUCGGACGCGCGCCAGCGCGCCGACGACGUCCUGCACACCCUCGAGCGCAUGGACCCCACCGACCCCGUCGACCGGUCGACGCGCCUCGACGUCCAACUCGCCCGGCACAGCUGCUGGCUCAAGUAUGGGGACUUUAAACAGCGCGAUCAGAACCUCAUUAUGAUGCGCGCCAUCUUCCGAAACCUGCGCCAGUACUCUGAGUCCCUGCCGGUCCUCCGGUUUCACCGCACCACCGACGCGAUUGAGGCUCUGCUCAUGACAGUUGCUGAGCCACCAAGCGUUGGCCUCCUCCACUCCCAGUACAUCCACUUGCGGAAAUCUGCGCUUCAGACUCUGGAGUGCGUCUGCAGCCUCAACAGCGAGCUUGCGGCGGCGGUCGCCUGCUUCGGCUGGCGGUCCAACGGCGUCGACCGCGUUGGGCGCUCUGUCCUUCUCGAGGCUGUCGCGCCUGCAAAUGGGGACGAGACAUGGAACACAUCCUUUGCCGCCGGCGCACUACGUGGGAUCGCAGCCUCCAGCUCCGACGAGGCGCGGUUCCUCGUCAAUCGCAGCGGUAUAGCCAUCUUCCUCACGAUGGCAUUUCGUCCCGGGCUUUCGGUCCGAAGCACCGAAAUUCGGAGAAAUUCGGCGCAAGUGCUCGCGGCGAUGGCUGCGGCGGUCCCGGCAAGCUUCAUCUCUUCGGUCGUGCUUGCGGGCGCCACGAGGAUCCGCACGGGCGCGGUCCAGCAUCUCGUCGAGCUCAUCAACCGCAACGAGCCGGGCGUGCACGCGGCGAUGCUAGGCUCGCAUUCCCAUAACUGGGCGGCCACGCCUCCGCCGAGCUGGGAAUCGGCGCUAGUCAUCUCGUCCGCCGCAGCCGAGGCGCUCUACCGCAUCGCAUCGGUCACCGACCCUCUCUACUCACGUGACUAUGGGUUUGCGAUCUUGAACGCGGGCGCGGCGGGCCCCCUCGCUCGACUGUUCAAAUAUCACGACGACGCCCGCGCCCGCGGCUUCGCGGUGGGGCUCCUCCACAUGCUCGGCUCGCUCGUUCCGGAUGGCGCGAUGGGCGCGGGCGAGUCGGGCGAGUACCGCCCCGCUCUGCCUCCGCGCCGUCUUGUGCUCUCCAAGAUCGUCCAGGAGGGCGUCAUCGCGAAUAUCGCGACUACCAUUCGCAAUGGCGACGUGGACGUGGGGGACGCUGCCGCUGCCGCCACUCUCGUUCGCGACGCGAUCAUCCAGGCCGCACACGAUCGCCAGUACAUCCGUGUCCGCUACCGGCCGGGCGCUAUCCAGACCUCGCGUAUGCCGUACACGGAGGCGCGCAUUGUGAACGUGCACCCGGACGGCUUCGUCGACGUGGCCUACUUGGUCCACAACACCGUCGGCGUUCACGUGGACUACAAGUUUGUGGCCCCCCCGCUCAGCAUCUGGCUGCCUUGCCUCCCCUUGCUCGCUGACGAGAGCGCGCUGCCCUCGGUCGUGCGCAUUCUCUAA
Molecule: messenger RNA, 1758 nt
Organism: Emiliania huxleyi CCMP1516
Lineage: Eukaryota; Haptophyta; Isochrysidales; Noelaerhabdaceae
Exons: 1
Coding region: 1-1758 (585 amino acids)
Source: RefSeq, a predicted model, not a curated record